Scylla paramamosain (green mud crab) is the source of this 1322-nucleotide messenger RNA. RefSeq names its product 2-aminoethylphosphonate--pyruvate transaminase-like. The coding region runs from base 96 to 1226 and encodes 376 amino acids. The record is from RefSeq and is a predicted model, not a curated record. Lineage: Eukaryota; Metazoa; Arthropoda; Malacostraca; Decapoda; Portunidae. The transcript is spliced from 9 exons. Gene Ontology annotation, molecular function: 2-aminoethylphosphonate:pyruvate transaminase activity. Gene Ontology annotation, biological process: organic phosphonate catabolic process.
AUGUUUAUGAAAGAGAUGGUGGUUUUAAGGAAGAAGAGCCAGUUCGUGUCUACUCCUCGUUCAACCUGGCGCCUCCUUCCCGCUCCGCCAUCACCAUGUCCUGUGCAGGAGGGAAGAAGCUGUUCACGCCGGGCCCGCUGUGCUGCUCCACCGAGGUCAAGGCGGCCAUGAUGCAGGAUUUGGGUUCCCGCGACAAAGAUUUCAUCGACUGCGUCAAAGAAAUCCGCACCUCGCUGCUGGAAAUUGCGAAGGUGAGCGAGGAUGACUACACCGCCGUGCCCCUGCAAGGCUCCGGCAGCUACUGUGUGGAGGCCGUGCUGCAGACCACCUCGCCAAGGGAAGGAGCCAGGGUAUUGGUGUUGGCCAACGGAGCCUACGGGAACAGAAUGGUGAAGAUGUGCAAGUAUGCCGGGAUCGAGACGCGACACGAGACACACGCUGAGGAUGUGCCCAUAUCUGUGCACGAGGUAAAGCGACUCUUGGAGAAGGACGCUGCGUGGACCACAGUGGCCAUAGUACACUGCGAAACGUCCAGUGGAGUGAUCAACCCCGUGGAGGAGGUGGGCCUCCUGGUACACCGCUACUGUCCCGGCGCUGUGUUUUUCGUUGACGCCAUGAGCAGCUUUGGCGCCGUGCCUUUGGAUCUCACCGCUGCAAGAAUCGAUUACCUCGUGUCUUCAACCAACAAAUGUUUAGAAGGAGUCCCGGGGUUUUCGUACGCCAUCUGCAGGAAACAGCAUCUCCUCUCCUGUAAAGCAAACUGCCGCGUGAUGAGCCUCGACCUGGUGGAGCAGCACCUCAGCCUCGAGAGCAACGGGCAAUUCCGCUUCACGCCACCCACGCAUACCUUCCUGGCAUUCAGGACCGCUAUCCGCGAGUACCGAAAGGAGGGCGGCUUGCAGGGCAGGGCGGCCAGGUAUUGUGAAAACCAGCGCCUGCUUUUGGAAGGCAUGGGUCGUCUUGGGUACCGCCGUCUGGUACAGCCGCAGCACGCCAGCUACAUCAUCACCGCCUUCCUCUACCCGACACACCCUAACUUUGACUUCAAGAUCUUCUAUACGAAGCUGGCAGAGAAAGGCAAGGUGAUCUACCCCGGGAAGGUGACGCGCGCAGACUGUUUUCGAGUGGGCAACAUCGGCCACCUCUUCCCUGCCGACAUGACGGAGCUGCUGCACUGCGUGGAGGAAGUGAUGCGCGAGAUGGGGCUGCCCGUGCCGCUUGAAUGAUGCAUCUCCCCACCAAACACACACACGCACACACGCACACACAUGGAAACAUACACAUACUUACAUAUAGUUAAUGAGAAAAUAAAUUCCUGUCUC